This is a messenger RNA of Nannospalax galili (Upper Galilee mountains blind mole rat), 2344 nucleotides long. RefSeq names its product protein phosphatase 2 scaffold subunit Aalpha (gene Ppp2r1a). The transcript has 15 exons. NCBI's taxonomy places the organism in Eukaryota, Metazoa, Chordata, Mammalia, Rodentia, Spalacidae. Gene Ontology annotation, biological process: protein dephosphorylation. The coding region runs from base 142 to 1911 and encodes 589 amino acids. Gene Ontology annotation, molecular function: protein binding; protein phosphatase regulator activity. Gene Ontology annotation, cellular component: protein phosphatase type 2A complex; cytoplasm. The record is from RefSeq and is a predicted model, not a curated record.
GCCAAUGGCGGCGGGCUAGCCCCUGUAGCGCGGCUUGGGCGCCCCCACGCCCGCCCUGCGUCCUUCCCCGGCACCGCCCCGCACGAGUCCCGGAUUCCUCCGGCGGUGGCCGCAGUCUGACAGGAACGCCACCUAGCCAAGAUGGCAGCGGCCGACGGCGACGACUCGCUCUACCCCAUUGCGGUGCUCAUCGAUGAGCUCCGCAACGAGGACGUCCAGCUUCGUCUCAAUAGCAUCAAGAAGCUCUCCACCAUCGCCUUGGCCCUUGGGGUUGAAAGGACCCGCAGCGAGCUCCUGCCCUUCCUGACAGACACCAUCUAUGAUGAAGAUGAGGUACUCUUGGCCUUGGCGGAACAGCUGGGAACCUUCACCACUCUGGUGGGAGGCCCUGAGUAUGUACACUGCCUGCUGCCACCGCUGGAGUCACUGGCCACAGUGGAGGAGACAGUGGUUCGAGACAAGGCAGUGGAGUCCUUACGGGCCAUCUCACACGAGCACUCGCCUUCCGACCUGGAGGCUCACUUUGUGCCGUUGGUGAAGCGGCUGGCGGGUGGAGACUGGUUCACCUCCCGCACCUCGGCCUGUGGCCUCUUCUCUGUCUGCUACCCCCGAGUGUCCAGUGCUGUGAAGGCAGAACUUCGACAGUACUUCCGGAACCUGUGCUCAGACGACACCCCCAUGGUGCGGCGGGCCGCAGCCUCCAAGCUGGGGGAGUUUGCCAAGGUGCUGGAGCUGGACAAUGUCAAGAGUGAGGUCAUCCCCAUGUUCUCCAACCUGGCCUCUGACGAGCAGGACUCGGUGCGGCUGCUGGCGGUGGAGGCGUGUGUGAAUAUCGCCCAGCUUCUGCCCCAGGAGGACCUGGAGGCCUUGGUAAUGCCCACCCUGCGCCAGGCUGCCGAAGACAAGUCAUGGCGUGUCCGCUACAUGGUGGCUGACAAGUUCACAGAGCUUCAGAAGGCUGUGGGGCCCGAGAUCACCAAGACAGACCUGGUACCUGCUUUCCAGAACCUGAUGAAGGACUGUGAGGCCGAGGUGAGGGCCGCAGCCUCCCACAAGGUCAAAGAAUUCUGUGAAAAUCUCUCAGCUGACUGCCGGGAGAAUGUGAUCAUGACACAGAUCUUGCCCUGCAUCAAGGAGCUGGUGUCAGAUGCCAACCAGCACGUCAAGUCAGCACUGGCCUCGGUCAUCAUGGGCCUCUCUCCCAUCUUGGGCAAGGACAACACCAUCGAGCACCUCCUGCCCCUCUUCUUGGCUCAGCUAAAGGACGAGUGCCCCGAGGUGCGGUUGAACAUCAUUUCCAACCUAGACUGUGUGAAUGAGGUGAUUGGCAUCCGGCAGCUCUCACAGUCCCUGCUCCCUGCCAUUGUGGAGCUGGCUGAGGAUGCCAAGUGGCGAGUGCGCCUGGCCAUCAUUGAGUACAUGCCCCUGCUGGCUGGACAGCUGGGUGUGGAGUUCUUUGAUGAGAAACUCAACUCUUUAUGCAUGGCCUGGCUGGUGGAUCAUGUCUACGCCAUCCGGGAAGCAGCCACCAGCAACCUGAAGAAGCUGGUGGAGAAGUUUGGGAAGGAAUGGGCCCAUGCCACUAUCAUCCCCAAGGUCUUGGCCAUGUCUGGAGACCCGAAUUACCUGCACCGCAUGACUACGCUUUUCUGCAUCAAUGUGCUGUCUGAGGUCUGUGGACAGGACAUCACCACCAAGCACAUGUUGCCCACAGUUCUGCGUAUGGCUGGAGACCCAGUUGCCAAUGUCCGCUUUAAUGUGGCCAAGUCCCUACAGAAGAUAGGACCCAUCCUUGACAACAGCACCCUGCAGAGUGAAGUCAAGCCCAUCCUGGAGAAGCUGACCCAGGACCAGGAUGUCGACGUCAAGUACUUUGCCCAGGAGGCUCUGACUGUUCUGUCUCUUGCCUGAUGCUGGAAGAAGACCAUGACCAGCCUCUGGAGUCCACCCUGCAGACCCCACCAAGGACCUCCCUUGGGGAGGUGGUGGGGGGCCAGUGACUGUCACUCCCCGUGCAUGGUCUGACCCCAGGCCCCUCCCUCAGCACGGUUCCUCCUCUCUGUCGUCUGGGAAGACUUCUUUCUGUCCACCUCCCAAGGGGCUGGGGCAGCACAAGGUGGGAUGGAGCGGCGGCCCUGGAAGGGAAACUGCUCCUCCCACACUGGGGAGAAAUGGGAGCACCCUAGGUCACUGGCUCCUGCUGCUGUAACGGGGACCCUUCCCCAUCCACCUAAUGCCUCCCUUCAACCCGUCCCCCAGCCAUGUUUGUUUUGUGUCAACUGUGCCAUUUUUAUUUUAUUCCUUUUCCCCACUCUUCACAGAGAAAUAAAGGUGUAGAAAUAGC